Molecule: messenger RNA, 1206 nt
Organism: Aphanomyces invadans
Lineage: Eukaryota; Oomycota; Saprolegniomycetes; Saprolegniales; Verrucalvaceae
Exons: 2
Coding region: 20-442 (140 amino acids)
Biological process (GO): protein peptidyl-prolyl isomerization
Molecular function (GO): peptidyl-prolyl cis-trans isomerase activity
Source: RefSeq, a predicted model, not a curated record
UGCAACACCAGCAAGCAGCAUGCGCGUGAUUGCCGUCCUUGCUUGUCUCGCCGUUGCCGCCUUUGCCAAGAAAGACCUUCCGGCGGAUGAUAAACUCCGAGUCGGGGUCAAGUACCGUCCGGAAUUUUGCCCCCGCAAGAGUGAAAGCGGCGACAAACUGUCAAUGCACUACACGGGCACAUUGCGCAAAGACGGCAGCAAGUUUGAUUCGAGCGUGGACCGCAACUCGCCGUUCGAAUUCACCUUGGGCGCUGGUCAAGUCAUUCGAGGAUGGGAUCAAGGUCUCAUUGGUAUGUGCAUCGGCGAAAAGCGCCGCUUGACUAUUCCGUCUGGGUUGGGAUACGGCGACCGUGGGUCCCCUCCCAAGAUUCCCGGUGGAGCAACCUUGGUGUUUGACGUUGAAUUGCUCGAAAUCAAGAACGCCCCCAAGACGGAGCUUUAGUUCUUGCCAUAAGAUGUAAAAUCCUUCUGUAUCUGGGCUGUGUUCACCACAUUCGUUCGAGCCUCGAUCCCGCUUUGACCUUGGUUCAGUUUUUCCAGCUUGGCUUGAAUUUUUCGCUGCCGUUUGAUUUCUUCUUCCUUCUUGGCGGCAGCAUCCAUUUCUUGCGCGGAUCGUCUCUCAUCAUGUGCUGCUCUGGCAAUUUCUUCGAGUUUCGCAUGAACGACGUCUUUGUUUCGAAGCCAUGACAGCGACCCAUCCACAUUCGCCCAUUGCUCUACAGUCUGCAGCAGUGUAUUCGCAUGCAGCUUGAUUGGAGGUUCUUCGCCAUUCCACCAUGCUAGCAGCUUCACUUUCCACGCGUCGAGAUUGAACAGGUUGUCGAUCUCGUCAUCUUCCCAGAGGUACUUGUACCAUGCAUCCAUCUUUUCUUGCAUGUCUUCGUCCUUCCACCAUUGAUAUGCCGUCGACUUUAUCGUUGCAAGGAAGGAACUGUCGUCGGUUGAAUCAGCCGGUGCCGAGGCAUCUUCGUUGCUCUCCGUAUCGGUGGAUACCGGGAGGAUGUCAGCAAGUGGCUCCAAUGCACUCUUCCCUGUGACAGUCUCCUCGAGGGACCGUAGCCGACUGUGCAGUGCUUGGAGGUUGGCCUGGACUUUCUGCAUCUGGGAUAAAAUCGCGACUUCCUUUCGCUCUUCCUCGAGCACUUCUUCCUGCGCCCUCAUCAUUGCAAUCAUCUUGGAAGCUUCGUUGUCAUUCUCCAUUUCCAC